UUGGAUUUGUGGACAAUAUGGAGGACUUGAUAGUAAAUUUUCCAGUCAAUCAGAGUCAACCUCAUCUGACUGCAAAUGAAUAAAAUUUCUUACUCUACUGGACCUGCUAGCUUUUCGCUGCAUUCCGCUAGAGCGUCGUCUUCCUCUGAUUCGCUGUCCCUUCCUCUGCUGGCUUUUCACUUCUCCUCCACCUCCGUCAUGGCAAAUUCACUGCUGUUAUUCCCUCACAACCUGCCUGUUGGGUGGAGAUUUGAUCCGACCGAUGAAGAACUGGUUGAUCAUUACUUGAAACGGAAGAGACGUGGCGAUCCUAUCUAUGGCUUGGACAUUGGUGAGGUUAAAUUAAGUGAUUAUAACCCUUGGGAUCUACCUAGUCUUUCCAACAAUAAAUCCAAAGAUAAAAUGUGGUUUUUCUUCUCUCUUCGCGAGUAUUGCAAUAAUGGUGUACUGCGAAAGGCGGGGAAAGGAUCCUGGAAGAGCACAGGCGAUCCUCGCUCAGUUACUCCUGAAGGGAGUGAUGAGGAGAUUGGAACUAAGAGAACUUUGGUUUUCCAUAAUCCAGGCGCGACUCACUGGGUCAUGCACGAGUAUGAAUUCACUGCAGAACUCAACUCGCCUGUUAAGGGUAAUUAUGUUCUCUGUAAGAUAAAGGAAAAUCCAUGUGAGAAGAAAAAAACAGUUAAGAGGCCAAUGAAAGCAGAACCAAGUUGCAAGAAGCCAAGAACAAAAAAGAAGGCAAGAAAAGGUGAAUCAGAUUUUAAUAUGGCUUCAGUUUCACCUUCUCUUUCUGCUUUUGAAGAUCAAAAAUCGAAGGAGACUAUGGGUAAUUCAACCUAUGUUGUAGGUGAACCUAGCAUUAGGAACCAUAUGAUUUCUGGUUUAGGAAAUCAAAAGUCGAAUAAAAUGCCUGCUAUUCCAACCUGUGAGAAUGGUGAAUUAAGUAACCUAGAGGCUUUUGAUUCUGACAAUCAAAGUCAAUGUGAGAUGACUCCUAUCUCAACCUGUAUCCAAGGCGAAAUAGGCAGCAUAUCUAGUUUCAGUAAUCAAAUUUCUUGCCAGAUGACAGAUGCUUCAUUCUCUAACGGAGGUGAAGCAAGAUGCCCGAUGGCAUCUGAUUUAGAAAAUUAUAAUCCAAAUAAUAUGGCUUGUAUGUUAUCGUAUAAAAAUUGUGAAACAAGAUGCCUGAUGGCAUCUGAUUUGGAAAAUUAUAGUCCAAAUCAGAUGACUGCUAUGCCAUCGUGUAAGAAAGGUAAACGAAGUUGCCCAGCAGCUUCUGGUUUAGAAAAUCAAAAUUCAUAUAAUGACAUAACUAUUGUUUCAACGAACAACGAAUGUGAAACAAUUUGUCCCGUGAUUUUUGAUGAAAAUCAGAACUCAAAUGAAAUGACUAAUGAGUCAUUUUAUGAGAAAGGUAAACCAAAUUACCUUGGAGCCGUGGAUUUUGAAAAUCAAAAUCCUAGUAAGAGCAUCGGAAUAUCAACCUCUACAGAAGGUGUGUGGAGUUCCCUCUUUGAAGAAUUUUCUGAUUUUGAUAAUCAAAAUCAAUAUCAGAAGACUGAUGUGUCACUCCACAAAGAUUAUUCAAGUUCCUAUGUGGCUUCUAAUGUGUCCCUCUUAAAAGGUUAUCCGAGUCCCUAUUUGUCUCCUAAUAUUGGAGAAAUAACAUUUCAAGAAGCCCAAAGUCAGAAUAAGGUGACAGAUAUUCUGAUCCCCAAUUAUCAGAGCCCCUUGAUGACUUCUAAUUUCCAAGGAGCCAUGUUACAAAACCCAAUAUAUACAACGGAGAGGCCAAUCCUUGAAGAUAAUUGUCCUGGGAUGGUUUCUGACGGAAGAGAAGCUACAUUUCCUGAGAUGGAUCCUCAAAUGGUGGAAGAGUAUUAGCAGCAUUCUUUGAAAAAGAAGACUGACUAAAUUCUGCAUCUAAGCAAGCAACCUAUUCACACCGAGGAAGCCAAAAAAACAUUUCCUUGGUUACCUCGGUGUUUAUUUUAACUAGUUAAUGGGUUAUGUUCCUAUAUGAUUACUACCUAAGCAGUAAACGACUUAAUAUUACUAGAUCUGGAGACUUGGUAUAUGUAUGUCUAAAGAGGGUACCUCCCUCUGCUCUGCAUUAACUACAUCAGGAAGGAAGACUAUUAUAGUAGGAACCAAACUACUCUACUUGUAUGGUUCCUUGUAUCAAUGGUUUAUCCAGCCAUUGAUUGGCUAAUGAUAUAUGUGUCAAGUUAAACUUGAUUUCACAUCUGCAGCUUCAAGAUUCAGGCUUGAAUGCUUCAUAUUUCAGAAUAUAGCCUCUUUCGUCCCUAUCUAUCUAUUUAUAAAAUGAUGAUAUGAUUAUUGAAAGUGAUCCAACUCUUUCUAGAGUUAUGAUUAGACUAUUGUGUCCUUUAUGAUUAUUAUUAAAGGGGAAGUCUUGUAUAUAGCUUCCAUGUAUUAGUUCCUUCACUUGUUUAUGAAGGUAUAAUUGUAUCAAGAACUAAUAGCUUUUAUUCUCUGGAUAUAUAUCUCUUUAUCCUCCUGCUGUAAAAAUUCUCAA
This is a messenger RNA of Jatropha curcas, 2536 nucleotides long. The record is from RefSeq and is a predicted model, not a curated record. NCBI's taxonomy places the organism in Eukaryota, Viridiplantae, Streptophyta, Magnoliopsida, Malpighiales, Euphorbiaceae.